UUUUUUAUUUAGGGUUCUUAAUCGAUAUGGGAGUUCAAUUGUGGUAAUGUGUGCUAAUAAUCUGUCGUUAAUGUGUGCUAAUAAUUGCGAUUGAGGGUUCACGGUUUGUUUAAAACUCGAUUGUUGCAGAUGGAAACUCCCCGAGAACCUCAUUUCUUCAAGCCUCUUCUUCCUGGUUUUCAAAGUGGCGUCGCAAUACCACUUGACUUCUACUCAAAACACAUACAAGGGGCUGAGAUCAAUAAACCGUGGAAGCUAAGAGCGGACGCUUCAGAUCAAAUUUGGGAGGUGAUCCGAGAAGGCAGGACACUCACGAAAGGUUGGAAAGAGUUCACCGAAGCACAUGAUCUUCGAAUCGGUGACAUUGUCAUCUUCAAACACGAAGGAGACAUGGUCUUUCAUGUGACUCCUUUUGGUCCUAGCUGUUGUGAGAUUCAGUAUACACAUCCUCACGCGGAUGAUGCUCCUACUUUCUCAUACGACUACUGCUUCUUGGCUGAGGUUACUCCUACAAAUCAAAAGGACGACAAAAUGUUUCUUCCUGUGGAAGCUAUGAGGUGUGGUGCUUUGAACCAACAAUGCAAAGAGGUCAAACUUGUCAACAAGGAGGGAAAGUCAUGGACUGCGCGCUUCGGAUUUAGCGAAUCAGACGGCGCAUAUUACAUCAGCAGAGGGUGGAGAAAGUUCUGUCGUGAUAACAGAUGCACCAACGGAGAUUUGUUUGUGUUCAACGUGGUUGGAGACGGGACGACAACUCCAUUACUGUGUGUAUGUCCGGAAAGGAAGGAGUGUACUGAACUACUGAUCAAGCACUUCAGCAGAAUCGAUGGUAGCAUUGCUUCUACCUCACGAAAUUAGAUGGCUCUUUUGCGGUCUUUCCUCUCUAUCAUCUUAACUUGUUUCUUUUUGUUUCAUUAGCAACUUAUCAACUUAUGUAUUUCGGUUUGUAAAACUUGAAUGGUUUUUCUAUGUGAACUUUUAUCCUAAGUUAAACAUUCUCGAACUUAA
Brassica napus (rape) is the source of this 1008-nucleotide messenger RNA. Its product is annotated as B3 domain-containing protein REM9-like. Gene Ontology annotation, molecular function: DNA binding. The record is from RefSeq and is a predicted model, not a curated record. Bases 130 to 858 code for a protein of 242 amino acids. NCBI's taxonomy places the organism in Eukaryota, Viridiplantae, Streptophyta, Magnoliopsida, Brassicales, Brassicaceae. The transcript is spliced from 3 exons.